AUGGCCCAAGAACAUGAUCUGCGGUUGACAAACGGCUCGACCAGCAUGGAAGGACGACUGGAAAUCUUCUUCCAGGGCGAAUGGGGAACAGUCUGCGGUGAAGAUUCUUUAAAGAUAGAGGAAGCGUCUGUGGUGUGCCGUCAGCUUGGCUUCAUCUAUGCAGUGGAAGUCAAGUCCUUUGGGCCUGGUUCAGGAGCGAUAGUCAUUGAUGACUUGAAUUGUAAUGGCAAUGAGGCCAGCAUACUGGACUGUUAUCAUGAUAAGCUGGGCAAGUCCAAUUGUGGGCAUGGUUACGACGUUGGGCUCGUCUGCAGCAAUGUUCUUACUACAGAGGUACCAAUAACUUAUGCUCCUGAUGUUGAAGCAAUUCUAAACAAUGGCAAAUUCCGACUGGUCGAUGGACCUGAUCCCUACCAAGGCCGUGUGGAGGUAUUCCUCUACAAUGCCCGAGCUUGGAUGCCUAUCUGCAACGUGGACUGGGACUUCACCAGAGCUUUGUUUGUUUGUAAGAAGCUGGGCUUCCGACCCGCUACAUUAGCUGGGACAGGCAGCUACGGGGCCGGGGCUGGACAGAUAGCCAACUGCUCGGCUGCAGCAUUCAAUUAUCGUGGUUCAGUUGAUUCGAAUUGGGACAGCUGUCAAAUAGUCAAUGCAAGUGAUGCAGUUGGUGAAUGCUCUCACGACAUGGCAGUAGACGUGAUCUGCAGUGGUACAGAGCCAGGCAUACAGGACUAUAUCCGGUUCGUUGGUGGAUCUCAACAAUCUGAAGGUCGUGUGGAAAUCUACAACGACAACGUGUGGAAGGGGCUGUGUUCAGACGACUGGACCAUGGCAGAGGCCCAGGUUUCCUGUCGGCAACAAGGCUUGCCACCUCCCCCAGAGGUGGUCCCUGGUGGGACGUUUGGAAGCAGCAAGGCCGGCGAUAUCCUGCAGGUUUCGCUGGACUGUACCGGGCAGGAGUUUAGUCUGGCAACGUGCCCUCAGAUGGCGAGACAGACACCCUGCGCUAGUGGUGAUGCUGCAGUUCGGUGUGGUGAACCAAUUGAAGCUCAGGAAUUUGAUUUGCGGCUGGUUAAUGGCGAAACCUUUGCAGAAAAUCGAGUGGAAAUACUUCACCAAGGCGAGUGGGGAACCAUUUGCCAUACGAUCUUUGACGGCAAGAACAAGGCAUCGGUAGCAUGCCAUCAACUGGGAUUCCUGUAUGCAGAGGUGGCAACGAAGUCCUUCGGGCCACAAACGGAGAACAUUGUCUUAACCAAGGUGAUCUGUAAUGGCAACGAAGAGCGGCUUGUUGACUGUUACCAUGACGAACUUGGAACAUCCACCUGUAGCUACGGUCAAGAUUUGGGAGUUGUCUGCUCGAACGUUGAAUCGCCAACACCAACUCCUAAUCCCACACCAGAUGAUGGCGAAUUGCGACUUGUUGGCGGUCCGGACCCGUACCAAGGUCGCGUGGAGGUCUACAUCGCCGAAGAGGGAAAGUGGGCCACAAUCUGCGGAGAAGUCUGGGACUUAACCAGAGCCAACACCAUCUGUCACUGGCUAGAGUAUCGUCCUCCUACAUCGUUUGGCACAGGGCUUAAUGGUGGGGCGAUGGGUGAAAUUGCAAACUGCCCAUUACGUUACGACUUAUUUAUCCCAACUUAUUGUGAAUUGACAAAUACCUGCACUCAUGACAUGGAUGCGUACGUGGUCUGUGAUGCCAAAGAAGCAGGUAUCGAGGGCCAGCCUAGACUUGUCAAUGGCUCUGAGCGCACCGAAGGACGUGUUGAAAUCUAUGACCAGAACGCCUGGAGGACCUUAUGUGCCGAUGAUCUGACACUCAUUGGGCAGCAGAUCGUGUGCCGCCAGCUAAGCUUACCCUUCCCCUCUGUGGAGACCACGGGGGGACUGUUUGGUGAGAGUCCAAGCUAUGAGAUGGUGGAAGAUGUCAUCAACUGUGUAUCAAGAGAGACCAUAGCUAUUUCGUUGUGCGAUCGGACGCCCAGACAAACCCCUUGCAUUGGUGGCGCCGCUGCAGUUCAGUGUGGUAUUUGGAAUAACGCGACUGAAGGAGACCUGCGACUCAGUGGUGGUGAUGAUGCCACGCAGGGACGCGUCGAGAUUUACCACAGUGACCAGUGGGGCACAAUCUGCGCUGAUCACUGGGAUGCUAAUGAUGCUGAGGUCGUUUGCCACCAUUUGGGCUUCCGGAACCAAGUUUAUUUCUAUAAUUCUGCAGCUUCCCGGGCUGGAGGCACGCCAGUGUGGCUGAAGGACUUGAUGUGCCAGGGGAAAGAGGAACGUAUCUCGGAAUGUCGUGCGAUGCUUGGGGAACCAGUUGAUUGCACUUUGAGUUCCCUGGCUGGUGUCCGGUGUGUGAAUUCCCCUUUUACCAACUAUUAUGAAGCACGCCUCGUUGGACCAUACCCUAACCAGGGCCGUUUGGAACUACUGUACGAAGGUGCUUGGUGGACUGUCUGUGAUAAUGACUGGGACACAAAGGAUGCAGAAGUAGUGUGUAGGCAGCUGGGCUUUGCCUCAGCUGUGGUGGCUUUGGUUGGCUAUGAAACGGCUAGUACGUAUGGGUCAGGAGAGGGAGGGAUCCUCUUGUACAAGUUGGGCUGCAACGGCACAGAGGAGAGCAUCAUCAAAUGUCCACUGUCAUACCCAUUUGCUGGUUCAUGUCGACACAGAGAAGAUGUCGGUGUUGUCUGCUUCAGCGAGGACUACCCAAGUGAUGACCCACGGCUAAAGCCUGAGGAUACUGGUUUAUCAAGCGAGCAGAUCCGUAAUAUUGUCCUUGGUUGCCUGUUGGGUGCCUCAGUGUUUUUCACAGUCUUGGGAGCUAUCUUGAAAGCCAAUAAAAAAAGAUCACCAGAGGGUGCAGAUGCAUUUACCAGCCCAGCAGCGGGAUCGGACACCGGAGAUGUAGCCCUCACAGGUGUUGGCCAAAAUGAGGAUGCCCCAAUGUCAUAUGAGAACGCUAUCAAUGAACCAGGCAAGGUUGAUCCAGCGAUGGGUACGGAGUCAACAGCAGAACCUUCUGCCCUACCACCUAGAUACGAGACCCUGGAUGGAGCAGAUGGGAAUGCAGCUAACUGUUAGACAGUUGUGUCUUAACAACCACCCAUCUCAGACCAAGAGAUUUCCCCUGACAGUUGACCCAAGUGGUAAAUAUAGCUUUCGUAGAUUGGUAACGGACAAAUAUCAAAUACUGUAGCAAAAACAUAAUCAGUCUCUCUCUAGAGGAGUAGAGGGAUAUAAAUUUGGUAACGCACGUUACAGUAACUCGUGUUACAGUUUGUCUGCCCACCUUUGGUACAAGUUAAAAUAAGCUAACAAUCAAACAAAAUACUCAUUUCGCAUAAAAUGUGAACCUUUCAGUCUGCCUUUAAAGUAAAAACUUGCAGUAACACUUGCAUUGUGCAUGUAAAAAACAAUGUGCCAAAACGACUGCCUAAAAUCUAUAAUUGUAGCCAAAACAAGUAAUUUUUGUACAAAAAAGUAACUAUUUUAUCUCAGUGCCACAUCACUCAAAUGAAAGGUCUUGUUGCCUUUUAUUUUCACACCACAUUUGAAGUUGUGAUGCUUUCAGUUUUGAAGAUUUAAUAACUUCCAUUAAUUUUUUCAGCCUUUUUCACAUUCUCGUGGAGUUGUCCAUUGCUAGAAGGAAGAGCAAUGUAGAAAGAAAAAAAAAUCUAUGUUACAGGGUGAAACUCGUAUACGCAAAGCAGAUAGUUGAAUUUAUACUUAUCUGCGUAUCUAGUUUUUCUGCCCAUGAGGCAGUUUUGCUUU
Patiria miniata (bat star) is the source of this 3777-nucleotide messenger RNA. Its product is annotated as deleted in malignant brain tumors 1 protein-like. The record is from RefSeq and is a predicted model, not a curated record. Lineage: Eukaryota; Metazoa; Echinodermata; Asteroidea; Valvatida; Asterinidae. The transcript has 11 exons. Gene Ontology annotation, cellular component: membrane. Bases 1 to 3087 code for a protein of 1028 amino acids.